UAAGGGGCGGGCCGGCGGCGGGGGUCUGCGGGGAUUAGUGCGGUGGGCGCGCCUCUGGCCGCCAUUUCUCGGCGUCUCCCCGGAGUCGCCCCCUCACGCCUCGCGUGGGUCUCUCCGUUCUCGUGGCCGUGGGUGGUCGCCGCCAGGUUGCUGAACCCGACCUGGCCUAGUGGAUUGUUUGUACAUAAGCGAGUUUGCAGGGUUUUCUCCUUCUUCAGUGACAAAAUGCUGAGCUUCUUCCGCAGAACGCUUGGCCGCCGGUCGAUGCGCAAACAGGCUGAAAAGGACCGGCUCCGCGAGGCCCAGCGCGCAGCCACGCACAUCCCUGCGGCCGGGGAUGCGAGGGCGGUCAUCACCUGCCGGGUGUCCCUCCUGGAUGGGACCGACGUCAGCGUGGACUUGCCGAAAAAAGCCAAAGGACAAGAGCUGUUUGAUCAGAUUAUGUACCACUUGGAUCUUAUUGAAAGUGAUUAUUUUGGACUGAGAUUUAUGGAUUCGGCACAAGUAGCACAUUGGUUGGAUGGCACAAAAAGCAUCAAAAAACAAGUAAAAAUUGGUUCACCCUAUUGUCUGCAUCUUCGAGUUAAGUUUUAUUCCUCAGAACCAAAUAAUCUUCGUGAAGAGCUAACCCGGUAUUUAUUUGUUCUUCAGUUAAAACAAGAUAUUCUCAGUGGAAAAUUAGAGUGUCCCUUUGACACAGCGGUUCAGUUGGCAGCUUAUAACUUGCAAGCUGAACUUGGUGACUACGACCUUGCUGAGCACAGCCCUGAACUUGUGUCUGAGUUCAGGUUUGUGCCCGUUCAGACGGAAGAGAUGGAGCUGGCUAUUUUUGAGAAAUGGAAGGAAUACAGAGGGCAGACACCAGCACAAGCUGAAACCAAUUAUCUGAAUAAAGCCAAGUGGCUGGAAAUGUAUGGGGUUGAUAUGCAUGUGGUCAAGGCCAGAGACGGGAAUGACUACAGCUUGGGACUGACCCCAACAGGAGUCCUUGUUUUUGAAGGAGAGACCAAAAUUGGCUUAUUUUUUUGGCCCAAGAUAACCAGAUUGGAUUUUAAGAAGAAUAAACUAACCUUGGUGGUUGUAGAAGAUGAUGAUCAGGGCAAAGAGCAGGAGCAUACAUUUGUCUUCAGACUGGAUCAUCCCAAAGCUUGCAAACAUUUAUGGAAAUGUGCUGUGGAGCAUCACGCCUUCUUCCGCCUCCGAGGCCCUGUCCAAAAGAGUUCUCACCGAUCAGGGUUUAUUCGAUUAGGAUCACGGUUUAGAUACAGUGGGAAAACUGAGUAUCAGACCACAAAAACCAAUAAAGCAAGAAGAUCAACAUCCUUUGAAAGAAGGCCCAGCAAACGAUAUUCUCGACGAACUCUGCAAGUGAAAGCAAGUACAGGAAAACCUGAAGAACUCAGUGUUCACAAUAAUGGCUCAGCUCAGAGUAAUGGCUCCCAACAGGCUUGGGGUGUGAGAUCCACUGUGCCUGUGAUUCCUUCCAUUCCCUCUGGUCCUGUGCUAGUGGAAGUUGAGAAUCGUCCAAGGAGUCCUGGAGACCAGCAUGACAAGAAAUGCUUGCCUCUGAAGAUUGAUUUGCUAGAUAGUCCAGACUUACUGGAAACAACCGUUGAUGAUGUAGUUGGGGUACCUGACACCAUGGACACAGCCCAAGCUCCAGGUGAAGUGAGCACAGCCAUCAGGCAGGCUGGAUUAGAGGGGCCUGAAGGUGCAUCCAGGACAUUAAAAGAUGCUUCAGAGAAGCUCAAACACCUUGAAAUGGAAAGCAGUCCUUUGCCAGCCCCUCAUCCCAACAGGGAUGUUAACAUCAGCAACCAGGAGGAAGUGGUGAAGUUAACUGAGAAAUGCCUGAAUAAUGCCAUUGACAGCCCAGCACUGAAUGUGAGGAGAGUUCCUCCUGACUUGAAGAGUAACAUUUUAAAGGCUCAAGUAGAAGCAGUGCAGAAGAUUACGAGAGAAGAUAGCUUAUUAAGUCAUAAAAAUGUCAGUAUUCAGGAUGCCGCCACAAACAGUGCUGAAUUAAAUGAGAACACUGUGCCUGUCCCUGGAGAUUCUCUUGCUCUGAUGCGAACCACACCUGCAGAAAAUGGGUCUGCUCUAAAGGAUGCUACAGAUGAAUUGGAUGCCUUGCUUUUAUCUUUAACUGAAAAUCUCAUUGACCACACAAACACACCUCAGAUAUCUUCAACAUCCACGAUCACACCCCGUUGGAUUGUGCCACAGAGCGUUGUCCUUCCUAACGGAUUCUCCCCGGUGGGGAAGGAGGGGCCUGGGAACAGAGAGGUGGGCUCCUUCAUCUCUCCCCCAGCGCCGUUCUUGGUGGAUGCUGUGACCAGCUCGGCUCCAGCCUCAGCUGGAGAAGUCGCCUUGAAGCAGAAGUGUUUGCUGACAACUGAGCUCUGAGGGGCUGCGCUUCUUGCCUGUGGCCCGAGGCCAGGCCCUGCAGCCGUCCUUCCUGGAGUCCAUGUCCGCUGGAGCUGCUUCUGCACUUGUGGGUAAAAAAGCUCACCUGGGUUAGACUUCAACUCCAUGAAAAAAACAGCUACAUUUCCGUCCAGCUGGAAGGGCAUAAUUACAUUACACAUUUGCCCAAGUCAGGGUGUAUGAUCUUUUACUUUCUCUAAUUUUAUUGAGAUUGUGACUUCUUGAAAUGGGGGUGGGAGUGGGGGGAAUUCCUCUCCCUGUGGUUUCCUCUGAGCCCAUGGCUCCACCUGGUGGUUGUGAGUGUUCAUUACGCCCCCAUGGGGGCCGUCCUUGGUGGUCAGUGGACUAGCUAUGGUGACUUCUUUCUCUGGUGAGUGUCCUUGAUCUGAAUGCCUGCUACAGAAAUUGUACCUUUCUGUGCAUUGCCUGGAAAUCAGGAACUUAGAUAGAUUAAUUAUUACUAAAGAGAACUUUUUAGAAUGCAGAGGCUUUUCAAAUACUUUUGACUGUUUCCUGGACUGACCAUCUUAAUACUCCAAGUUUACAUCAGGAUAAGAUAGACCUUGAGAAGAUCUACAGAGAAGUCAGUUGCCCAGCAUAUUUUUUCAGUCCAGCCUUCCCUCGGGAAGCAUACCUGCAUGGACCACACACGUUCUGUAACUUUUCAGUCUGGAAGGGGCGGGGGUGGUUGAAGAGACCUCCAGGCAUUCACACGUCUUCCUGGACCACGUGGGGCUGAAGGCCCUGGUAGACUCAGGGAGUGAAGGAGAGCACAGCAGUUUUUAGGUACCCAUUUGAACGUAGGCUCCAUUUCCUUUUAAUGUAAGCUGAAUAAAUUUAGAGUCAAUAUACUGAAGGAAAAAAAAUACCAGGAUAGAAAUAGAGAAUUGGGUUCAGGGGAUUCACGACUGAAACUAAAUGCAAGGUACUGAAAGAACCUUAGGGAUUUUGUGUUAGUUAAAAAGGGUUCUUUAGAAUUUCCUCAUUGUUUUUGGUCUGUACAAAAAAUUGUGGAUGUUAACAUAGUAUAUGCUCAUCAUAGAAAAUAGAAGUAUUUCAAUACCCAGAAAAGCAACAAUUUAGCUUUAAAACUUUGGAAUGUGUAAAGUAAACCUCAGUCGCUGUGGGGAAUGAGGGUGAUCUGGAAACCCUAUUGGUAAAGUUGUUAAUUCCUGUUAUCAAGGGCUGACGUUAAGCUAGACCUCCUGGAAUCUGGUUUUGGUUUUCUGCCCUGUGGUGUGUAUAUAAUUGAGUGUUGAUGUCUGCUGUUCACCAGAAAUGAACAUCCAGUUUUCAGAUCUCUAAAACUCUGUGGUUUGGACUGUCCUGGGUUCCCUGUAACAUAAUUGCACUCAGGCGAACACACUUGUGUCUGACUGGAGAGCCCAGGGGUUUUAAUCUUGUGCUGCUUCCCAGGGAGCCGUAGAUAUUGGAAACCACUUUUGCACAAAACAGUUUUGGCAAAGCAAGGAGAGUUGGCACUUCUUGUUGGCUGUCUCCCCUUAGCCGUUAUCCUAAGCUCGUGGAUUUAGUUGAGGGAGCUUGUGCUACUUCUUAAUUGUCAACAGAUUUUCUCACAGCUGUAAUGACACCUAAAACCAGGGACUUGACCCAGGACGUGCUGGACUGGGCAACUUGUUUUCAGCACACUGAUGGCCCUGCAGGUAGAAGGUUCAGCUUGUGCUUCUGGUCACAGAGCAGCUUUCUAAAUUUGGAAAUAGGUUGUUGAAAAUAUUCCAUAACCUUUGUGUCUUCUGGUACCAGUAUUCUUGUCAGUCAGAAUAUUGAUAGGGACUUUUCUUAAAAUGCAUUUUGUAUGUCAAGCUAAAAGGAAAUUCUGUCUCACGUCCUGACAGGAGUGGUAAAUGUGGAAAUGAAUACUUUAGUGAACUGGCCCUGGCAGAGCAGGUAGCUGCCAGGUAUACCUUUCCUUUCCUAUCUGCUGCAGGUGUUGUCCACAGGCGCCUGUCAUGCUCACCCUGUUCUGCUCAGCUGAGAAUGGGGCAGUGGGAGGGGGAGGAGGGAACAGCAGGUGUCGUCAGAGAAGGGUGCUGGCAGGGAGCUGGGUGUGCGGUGGCUCUGGACCAGGGAGCAGGUGGUUACCUUGGUGGGGAGGGGGGUCCCAUAGUGGCGGCCCUGCAGGCUGCUGGCCCUCGGGCACAGUCCCUGAUGACAGAAGAUCUUAGCAUCUUCCUGUCCAUCGGAACCAUCCAGUCAACUAUGUGCAGCUCUGGUCCUCGGAUGAGCUGAAACAGCCCAGUGGCUGUUCAAAUCAGCAGCUGGUGGGGUGGAAAGUUUUUCUGUGUCUAGAGAGGCUCCCGUGCAGCAGUACAGUAUACUAAGGAGAGUAUUGGCCGUGCUUAAUCCAGUCGGGAGGAACGAGCACGUGUUUGGAAAGAGCAGGAACAGCAGUGUGUUGGAGCCCUGUAGCAGCUCUGCAUCGGGAGGUGCUUAGAGGGGGUUUAUAGCUGAGCUCACAGACCCGUUUGGCAGAAAUGACAGAAGCCUGCCUGAGCCACAGGCUCGGCUCUGUGUCAUUUUCUUUCCAGGCUUUCCAGAACCAGCUUUCACUCUGGUAACUCGCUAGGAGCCAGGAUGAUGGAGUUGUGGCUGUGAGCAGGUUUAGGGGGGCUCAGAGGCAGGGUGCUGCUUUUGUCCUCUUGAUGUUGCCUCGUUGGUCUGUGAGGAUCUGUGCUUUCUGAUGGUUUGCCGAGGCACUUAGCGCUGAGCCCUGUGUCUGCCCUGGCUUUGGGGUGCUGGCCGGGGAAGGUCAGGGAGCGAGAGCUGGCAGGGAUUGGGGUGGGGUUUGGAAUCAGGUUGGUAGGUUUCAGUUUUGUCCCCUAGACUCCUGUUGAGAACUUGUGAAAUAAUGCAUGAAAUCCUGUUUCUUUGGGACCACACAAAGGUCACAGUGUUCCUUUUGUGGACACAGGAAGGGCUCAUUGUUCUUUCACUCCUGCCCUUCAGGAAACCCUGCUGAACAAAGGAAUGAUUAGAUGCCUUUGAUCUUGAUAAAUUCACCCUUAGCUGCUUUUCUACAAUGUUGAUGUUGUUUUAAGAAAAAAUCUUAUUAAAAAACAUGUCUAUAGUCUACUAAGCUUUUGUCUUUACCUGUACAGUCACACGUGUCCUGUGGACAGUUGAGGGUGGAGCCCAGGGUGGCCCCUGCAUCUUGACUGCUUGUUUUUCCCACGUCUCAGCUCUGGCCGCCCUGCCUCUGUCUCCUCUCAGACCAGCCCCAGGGGUACCACAGAAACCUCCUCGGGUAGAAUUAUCUGGCAGUCACUGACUUAGAGGAAAGGCUAUUUUGUUUUUCUCUAAGUCAGGCUCUCGAGAAGCCAAGUUCUCAGCUUCUCUUUGAGGGCAGGGUCAGCAGGCAGUUCUGUAAGGAGCAGAGGUGGUGAGGACCCCACUGCUGCCUGCGUGCCUGAGGUAUGGAUGGAGGUGAGUAGCCCAGCUCGGCUAUGGGCAGGGAGUCUUCCUGGAGGUUUCAGGUGUUCAGAUAGGUUUUGCAGGUGGUCUUUCCCCGGAAGCCCCAGUGUUUCUCAGUUGGCAUCCUCACUAACAUGUGGACCAGGCUCAGACCUGGGCCUCCAUCCCUGAGAGGCCGUGAGGUCUUCCUAGUUCUGACUCAUCUUGCCCUCAGCCUUUUGGUUGCUUGAAACCUGGAAUCUUCUAAUGCAUAACACAUAUUUCAGUAUUAUUCUUUUUUCCACUCACAAAUUUAAACACUAUGGUUCCUGAGUGAUCAGAAGACAGUUGGAAGCUUUUCCUACCUGUUAGCCUCCAGGGUGAGGAAGUUUGUUUGGAUUAUAGAAAUUUGCCCUGAGCCAAACUCUGCUGAGUUCACAGGUUGGCAGAGAUGUGGUUGUUUCUAGCUCUGAAAGGUGGGAUCCGCAAGUCACUUUAUCACAUUGGUGGAGAAGACAGUUCAAUCACCUUCUGGAGUUUCUCUUUGUUAGAGAAGCGUUUGGGCGCAGACCCCUGCUCUUUUUGUCUUCAUAUCUGGAUACGAUAGACAAUUACAAGGACCUCACUAACUAUUUUGAGUUUACUUUUUUGAUGUGUAAAGCUUUGCAGUAGCUUUUAAAGUGUAAUUUAUUUUUUUAUCAAGUGCACUAUUCUGCAACGUGUCCACAGUUUUAUAUGACUUGUACUAGAAGCACUGCAUUCCACUGUGAGUUGUUUGUACACUGAGAUGACAGCUGUAGAUGUGACCACAAAUAAAGCUUUUGUGAAACA
This is a messenger RNA of Hippopotamus amphibius kiboko, 6669 nucleotides long. It is a transcript of the gene EPB41L5, whose product is annotated as erythrocyte membrane protein band 4.1 like 5. The record is from RefSeq and is a predicted model, not a curated record. Bases 226 to 2406 code for a protein of 726 amino acids. The transcript is spliced from 26 exons. Gene Ontology annotation, molecular function: cytoskeletal protein binding. Lineage: Eukaryota; Metazoa; Chordata; Mammalia; Artiodactyla; Hippopotamidae. Gene Ontology annotation, cellular component: cytoskeleton.